AUGGCCACCAGGUGCGUUUCCAGUAGCAGAUGGGCUCUGCAAGUGAUUCUCGGACUUGAUAUCCAUAUGCUUGGACAGCAGCGCAACUUGCAGCUGCCUCGACUAUGCUGGCACCGCUGGGUCUCGAGCCAAUAUAACGGAGUCUACUGGAACAAGGCCAGGGGAAAAUACCAUGCACGAGUCGGCUUCAAGGGACAGCACAAACAUGUGGGCUAUUUUCUGACGGAGCAGGAGGCGGCACAUGCAUAUGACCUGCGACUUCGAGGUUUGUGUCACGAUGGAAUUCGCUUAAAGCGAUCGCUGAACUUUCCCACGCCACUGGAAGCGUCCUUUAAGGAAGACCCGCAGAAGUCGCGGCGCCGUGCCCUCGCAGUUUAUUCCAAGAAUGCCAGCAAGGAAGACGCAUCCUUUGAUCGAUUGCGGCGCCUUUUCAUGUCGUCGCCGCAAGCAGAGACCUACGAGAUCAUCCGAGUAUCAGAAUCCUCCAAAGUGGAUGCGCUCUUCCAGCCCCGAGGCUCUCUAACUGGCGGGCUUGCCUUGCAACUGAAGUCGGCCAGUUUUCGCCAGCAAGACUAUGGAUAUGUAUUCUCUCGGACACGUGGGUAUGCCGGAAUGUUGUUGGUGCUGUUGCCGCUUGACGGCGAUGCAUUAUGGGCCUUGCCAGGGGCAUCUGUGACACAAUGGCACUUCUUCAUAAAGCCUGGUUCGAGCAGGGACAUGGCGCUUCAGGUCAGAGACGUCGGCUCGUUGCUGGAGGGCUGCUAUCGCAACAGACAGGACUUUCCUCACCUCUCGCUUUCAGAGGCUCGCUUACAGUGCAGUCCCACCCACCUCGUUGAAGAGCAGGCCCAUGCUCUGUUGACGACGUUGUUCAGCCGCAUCGGCUGUCAGCUUCAGAAGUCGUUUGCAGGCUUGGCAACUGUGGACUCCGUGCUUGUUGGUGAAGGAGGCAGGUGGCGCGUUCAGGAGAAAGCAUCAACUCUUCAAGCACGCGGUUACUCAGCAAAUCUUUGGAAGUGCGGAGGAGCGCUGGGUAGACUUGCAUAUGCAGAGACGGACUUCGACCUUCUCUUGGUGUCACUCCUGGAUGACGGCCAACUUGCUGGGCUAUUUGCCUUCCCUUCCGACCUUCUGACAAAUUUGGGGUAUUUAGGACAAAGGGCUUGCGGCUUGCAGCUGCACCCCCCCUGGAGACUUCCAAAGGGGGAGAAGACCAGGGUUAAGUAUGCUUGGCAGCUGGCGUAUUUUGUGGAUUUGCGCAAGUGGGAUGCAGAGACGCCGCAGCUGCCUGCCGAAAUGCGCUGCGUUCUGGGAGCCCUGCUUGCGAGACUCGCGGAAGGCCAGGAGAAAACAAGGCGGCGCGUGGCCCAAGCAGCAGCGGAGAGGGUGUUUCCAGAAGUUGGCUUGGCAGAGGCCCUCAAGGCCUCGCCCUUGGCCGCUGCUCUGGACAUGGCGACGAGCCGCCCCGAGGGCGAGCGGAGGCCCAGCGUGUCCUCGCAGCCGCUGAACACGGAGCUUUGCCGGCAAAGUGGGAACAUGAACCUCGCCGACAUAAAAGCCACUGCGAAGACGGACCCCUUCUUGGCGCUGGAUCGGCUGAGGUCGGAGUUCCAGGAGAUCGGCCGGAUCCAGCACUUCGGGGGCGGCUCCCUGGCGAGCGGCAGCGUCACGCCCAGCAGCGCCCGGAGCAGCGUGUCACCCUCCAUGUCUUUCAAGAAGAAGACGGAGCCCCACAGCCUCAGCUCGCUCCGCGAAGCCUCCUCGCGGUCCUCCGAGCGCUCGCGCGUCAGCCGCCGCUUCGGCUUGCGGCAAGCUACCGCAGGCAAGGGCGUUGAGGAGUCCUUCUCGCCGGUGUCCCUGCAAAAUGGCUUGUCUCCUCGGCGGAAGACAUGCCCCGACCUCCUGGAGAACCAGGUCAAGGAGAAGUGGCUCCAGGAGCGCCUGGCCGAGCAGGUGUCCCUGCAAUGCGUCUUGCAGUCAGCUAGGCUGCGAAAAGCGAAAAAGAACCUGAUAAUCGACGCCGAGCUCGAGCGCCUGCGGGCUGCUUUGGCAGCUGCCGGCCGGGCGGCGGCUCGAUUGCGGCCAAUGAAGGUAGGCCGUGGUCUACGCAGCCAGGUGGAGCUGGCAUCAAAGCCGGAGUCCGCCAGCGCCUCCCCUGAGUUGAGGCCCCUUGCCGGACCCUCGCAGCCGGAGGUCACGGCCACCCCGCUGCUCUGCGCCUCCGCCCUGAGGCACACCGUCUCUGCUUGUGGAGAGGGCCUCUUGGCGGCGGCCGCGGCCAAGGCAAAGGAGGCGAUGGGGCCCUUGGCGGUCUCUGAGGGAGAGCCCCUGGAGGAAGCGAGGACCAGCACGGCGCACGCUACGGAUGCCCUCUGGGCUGAGAUCCUACACCAGCAGGCGGUUCGGCUCGCGCAGCUGGAGUCGGAGAACCAGUCCUUGCGCUGGCGCGCCGACCGACUCCGAAAGGCCCCUGAGCCAGGGGAGCUCCGGAGCCUACUUGCGGCCCAGGCGGAGGUCGUCGCUCAGCUGAUGCCGUCAGACCAACCACGAUCACCAGUGGAAGUGACGAGCGAUGCCUAUGAGGCUCAGAUCCAGAAAGCGUGCCACAUGCGGCGCCUGCAAUCGCCACACGCGGAGCCGUUGCAGCUGCUGGACGAGUGCCUGGCCUUCUCCGGGCGCAAGUUCUGGGAGGACAGCCGCUGGCAAGAGCAGGUCCAUCGCGACGCCCUGGCGACCAUUGAGGCUCUGCUUCUGGAGCGUGAGCGACUCCGCUUCCUGCAGAUGCCCCCUUCAGGUGUCGAGGAUUCUUUGGCUCGGGCCGAAGACCUCUGCCGGGCACUGUGCGACGAGGUCGAAGGGGAUCAGGCGGGCGCCAAGCAAGCCGAUGCCGUCCCGGCCGCCGCCAAAGCCGGCAGUCGCCGGCCGUCGUUUCGUGGGCAGCUGCCUUCCGAGGCCCCGGGGCCGGUGUCGUGCUCUGCGCUAGGUCAAGUGCAAGUCACGGUAGUACAUUCCGUACCGCACAAGAUGGCACUUUGGGAGGUUGUGGGCGGUGUGGGUCAUAGCGGCGUCCUGGUGCGCUCGGGCCCGUCACUUUCGGACGAGCUUUGCGAGGCGCGGCUCAGCACCGGUGCCGUGGUCAAGGAGAUCGACAGCAUGGAUGGACGUCUCUGCUACGAGCUUGUGCGUGGUGAGGGCCCUGCCAGGGGCUGGGUUACCAUGAAGCUGCGUGGCAAGGACCUCCUUGUGAAGGCUGAGGACUCGGAGCCAAGCCGUGCUCAGCGCCGUGGACGAUUCUCGGAGUGGGCCUCGCAGAAGUCAGAGGUGGCCGUGGUUGAGGACGCUUCGACGGGAAGCGAAGUGGAGAUGCCAGCUGUGGUCACCAGCGAGUCCGAGGACAACACGGAGAACACCCAAAUCCAGGCCGGCAAGGAGCCGACAGAGGAUGAGCGUGAAGCCUUCCGCCAGUACACCGAGAAGUUUGGGGAAUGCCGGGACGGCUCCAACCCAGGCUACAGCCGAAAGGCUUUCCCGUGGUUCACAGGACCCGGAAAGCCACCGCAGGGGGAGAAAGUGUCCACUGAGUCGCUCCAAGCAGCGCUCAGCUACCGACCAACCAAGAAGCCCUUGACGAAGGUCAACCUCACAGAGGUGGACUCCGACCGGGAGGAGAUCCCACUGUGCACGCGCUGCUCCAUGCCCGUGGGCGAGUUUGCCUACCAGGGCCGUGAGGGCAAAGAGACCUGUGUCCACACCGAGUGCAUGGCCCAGGUCCUCCUGAAGGAGGCCCAACGCGAGGAGGAGCAUCGCACAACCCGGGAGAACAACAAGAAGCUCAAGAACCGCAUGGAGUACAACAUCGGCUGGCGCAUGGACAGCGUUCCGACGAACCUUCGCCUGGCGGAACGCAUGGGCUGCCACCCCGCACCUCAGGGGCUGUGCUGCCUGGUCCUGGAUGAGGCGUCGAAGACCGUGCGCGUCGCCGCGACGCUGGAGCCGUCGGCCUCGGUGAACCUGGAGUACCUCCUCUUGGCCCUGAAGGUGAGGAAGACGGCCUCCCGCGAGCCCCUCUUCUCCCUGGACCCCAUCGACCCCAAGAACCUGGAGAACUCACCCCAGAAGAAGGUCUUCGAGCCUUCCUGGCUGGCGGGCACCAGCGCCGGCGACGUCAUGUUCCAGGCCGACUACUUCCUGAAGGAGCUUGCUCUGGGGGAGUACUCGAUGCCCGUCCUCGGGAUGCUGAGCGUCUUUGACUGGUCCGAGAUGGGGGACAAGGACAAGACCUGGUCCGGCCGCGAGUGGUUCGUGGUGAAGAAGGCCGAGGUCCGCAUGGCCGAGGACCAAACCCUCAUCCCGCACGUCCGCAUGGGCGUGGAGGCCCGGGAGCAGAUCGUGACGCCCAAGGGCCUGGAGGAUGCCCCCGUCACGGUGCCCACGCACCCCCUCAAGAAGUUUGCCGAGGCCUUCACGCGGAACUUCGACCUCAUCGCCGAGCGCAAGAGUGUCAUCUUCCACCUUCGUGAGUUGGCCAAGGCCUCCGUGAUGGCCAAGUACCUGGUGGACUCGAAGGCGCGCAUCGACCCAUCCUGGUAUCGCUUGGCGGACGAGAUCGUGAAGGGCGCCGCGCCGGAGCCCCACAUGGAGAUCCCCCAGCUGUGGAACAUGCGCGGCAACUCGCGCAUCAAGCUCAAGAACGGGCGCCUCAUCGACAUGGUCACGGGUGGCCAGAGCAAGCUCCAGGCCAUCUAUGGUGGCGUCGAGUUUGGCUUGGACCGUUUCGAGCUUGCUCAGCGGCAUGCGCUGCAGGGCCAGCCGCAGCCGACUGGAAUGCAGCUGGGCCAGUCAGGGCGGCCGAUGUUCAUGCCGCAGCGCUUCCAGCUGGGCCAGCGCGAGAUGCCACAGGGUGUGGACCUCAACUUGGACAAGUUCUCCCUCUCCACGGAGGAGCGCUUUCGGGGCCGCCUCCCACCCUGCAGCGGCGACGCCGCGUCCCUGGAAGGCCGCACCACGCUGGGCAAGGCCUUCCUCAGGAGCCUGGGCCAGAAGUCCUGGCCCGGAAUGAAGGUGGACGACCAGAAGCUGCUGCUGAACAUCUUCGACGUCCCGCAGUGCGACCGCACGGAGGAGGGCGACGCCUUCACGCCGCCCGAUCCCAACCUCGAGUACAUCGUGAAGGUGCGCAGCCUCGUGGGCGAGGAGCGCAGCACCCGCGAGCGGCGCCGGGCACGCUUCGCGGACAAGAGCUUCGUGAUGGCGAACCCGGGAUCGGAGUUCCCGCGAUCCUGGACCUCCCGCUUCCAGGUCGAGCUCGAGGGGCGCGUCUCGCACACCGUGCCCACGAACUUUGGCUUGGUGAAGUUGGAGGUCGAUGAGGCCUUCAAGCGCAGCCUGCUCGAGGACGUGAUUCCCAAGGCCGCCCCGGAGUUCCAUCAGGUCACCGAAGACGGAAUCGCCUUCCGGAUCUACAAGCUUGGCAGCCUGGAGGUCCGCACCAUCCAGGAGGUCGAUGCACCCGAGAUGGUUCACGUGGUGUUCUCCUCCCGCGCGGUGUCCUGGGAGACGAGGAGUUCCAAGCCGCAGGAUCAGUUGGGCAAGGAGAAGCUCAGCCGAUGCCGGGUGUAUGUGGAGGCCAUGGAGCACGAGGCCUGCAACAACUACUACAUCGUCCUGGACACGAACGAGAAGAGUGUGCUUGUGACUGAGCGCAAGUCCGAUGGAUCCUUGUCCUGGCUGCAGAACCCUCACAACCUGGAAGAUCGCAACUCCUUGGCCAAGUUGCUCUUCACCGCCGACUGCAAGGAAGGCCUGAGCCUGGCAGACGUGAAGCCGCACUUCGAGGCCCAGCCGCGCGACACGGACGGCGAGCAUCGCAAGCGCUACGCCAAGGCGCUCUACGUCUACACCACGGGCCGAAGCUUGAAGGGCAAGUGGGGAGGCAGCGCCCGCCGCUACAUGGCGCCCCCGAUGCGCGGCCUCGGUGUUCAGGAACGUGAUGUGGCUCGCCAGGAACUCUGGGAUGCGAGGGCUGUGAGAGGAGGACGAGGAAUUGCCCUGCUGCUGGGUUGCAAGACCAUUCGCACUUCCAGCACAUGCGUCGUUUUCAGCAGCACUUUUGAGAUUUGCUUUGGCCGAGAUGGGCAGGAAGUCCAGCAGACGCCCCGCGCCCACAACUCCUGGGCUUUGAUUGGAGGUUCUGACCGGAGUAUAGGUAAAGCCGAGCUUGGCGCUGCGGUCGCGGCAGAGCUCCCAACCAGCGUCUGCUGGACGCCCAGCCCCUAUUCUCAACGCUUCGCACCGCGAGACGCCCAGAGGGCGGACGCCGAGAGAGGAUGGCCAGAGCGCAAAGUGCCUCAGGUGCGGCCGGGUAAACGGGGUGGUUGCCCCUGGGAUGCACUCGCGAAGCAGCUGCUAAGGCCCAUCGCGGGGCUUCCCCUGGAAGCCCACGAGGACGUCAGCGACCGCAAAGCUCGGCGCUGGCCUGACCGCGUCCGCAGGAUCUCGAACAAGUUCCUAGGAAGACUGGGUAGGAAGCCUCCAGACCAAGAAGAGCUGCGAGACAUCCUAGCCUGGACGCUGACCCCCCCAAGGAGUUGGGACCUCGACGACAUCGCCGAAGGCCUCUUGGCCCACCGCAAGUCUGAAGAGGUCGAGCGCCCGGAUGGCCAGACGGACAUCGUCGAGAGAGGCAGAUGCGAGGUGCUCUUGGACGCGCCGCUGGAAACGGUCUAUGCCCUGGUGAACGACCCCACGGAGCGGGCGCAGUGGGAUGACGUCAUCGGCCCAACGCUGCGAAAGCACGAGGCGAACGGCUUGAGCUUCGUGUCCUUCAAGUUCGAGGCGAUGAUGGGCCUGGCCGCGCACGACUUCUUGCAGUGGGAUGCCCAGCAGGCUUUCGACCGCAGCCGCCAAGAGUGCAAGGAGUUCAGACCUGGACUGGGCCACUGGAGCCACGUGGUGCUCUGGCGCCCAGCUUCUGCGGCUGGGGAGGGACUCCCAGCACAUGAAGGUUGCUACAAGGCGGUUGCUUUUGCCCUGGGGCUGGUCCGCCACGCAAGAGACCCCGAGCGGCAGACGAAGAUGGUGGCGAUGGCCCGAGUUCGCUUCAGCUCGGGGCUGAUCCAGUACAUCCUCCCGCGCGUGAUCCGAUCAGUGCUGCACUCCCAGUCGCAGAAGCUGAUGCAAGUGAUCAGCGAUCUUAGCACGGAUCCAACGCGGCGGCAGACUUUGCGCCAGAAGGGCCUCCAAGGCUUGGCCAGAACGGCCAGAGCCUCUGCCCCCCCGGCCGCGCAGGCAGAGGUGGGGUCGCAGAAGGUGCGGGCGCUGCGCCUCGCCCGUCCCAAGGCUUCCACGGCAAAGCCCAAGGAAGACGCCGCGCCCACCUCGAAGCCAGCGUCGGCCGAAGCUCCUGAGGCGCAAGAAAAGAGUGAGUCGGUGCAGGAGGCGAGAACGGCGAGCCCUGUGAAGCUGCGCAGGGGCAGCGUGAAGCAACGCAGGUUUUCACAGGGACAGGAACCCGGACCUCCCACCCAACAGGAGGACGUGCUACCAGAAGCUUUGCCCGCACCAGUGGACCCCUUCCUCCUGUCCUCCCCGCUGCCCGGCGCGAGCAAGGAUCCUGAUCCUCCGCCUUCGGACUCGGAGCUUUCGAAGCCCCAAGCGAAAGAAGAUCCCGAGCCCCGCUCUCAGCAGCAAGCACCAAAGUCGGGCCCAGAACUUCCCCAACCAGACCUGGAGCCUCCCAAGUCGGACCCAGAACCGCCGGACGGCCCGAAGUUCACAGGGUCGGCUUCCGAGCCCCGGAAGUCGGGUUCCGAGCCUCUCGGGCCUCCCCCAGCUCCCGCGACGGAGAAUCUUGGGAGCCCCAGCUCCUCCCGACGCGGCAGCAUCUUGGCCGAACCCGGGGCAGGGAGGGGUUGA
Messenger RNA from Symbiodinium natans, 7914 nucleotides. The record is from the annotation of a GenBank genome assembly. NCBI's taxonomy places the organism in Eukaryota, Dinophyceae, Suessiales, Symbiodiniaceae.